Aspergillus thermomutatus is the source of this 1761-nucleotide messenger RNA. RefSeq lists its product as uncharacterized. The transcript is spliced from 7 exons. The coding region runs from base 1 to 1761 and encodes 586 amino acids. NCBI's taxonomy places the organism in Eukaryota, Fungi, Ascomycota, Eurotiomycetes, Eurotiales, Aspergillaceae. The record is from RefSeq and is a predicted model, not a curated record.
AUGGAAUCGUCAUCGGACCAGGGUACACAAAACCCAAAGAUCCGCUUGGCGAGACUCUUACCAGGGGCUCAUGAUACUCCUAUACUGCUAGAAUAUUUUUCUUCCACAUUGAGAGAAUUGCCUCCGUACAUCGCCUGCGCUUGCCUGGUUGAUUUCUCCAAUCAGGAUUCGAAUGGCUCAUCGGGUGGUCUCGCAUCAAGCUUAGAGAGUCUUCUGCGCCACCUCGCGGCAGUCUCGGGCAAGGCCUCAUAUGAUAAUGGCUCAGGAGUCAGGACGUCCCUUCUCGAAACCGCGGAGCGAAUCCUGGUUACUUAUGAGAGCCUUUUCUCCUCUAAGUGCCCCAAGCUCAAGGUAAUCCUAAAUGGCGAAUGGAUGGAAGUAUCAAGGGAAUGCCUCAAUGAUCUGCUCCUAAUAAAGGAAGAACCCAGUGCCGAUUUAGUUGCACAGUUUUACGCAAAAUACGGGCAUGUUUUUGCAUCAGAGGUAGUCCUGGGCGGAGCUCUCCGCUGGAGCCAAGCAACGAGUGGAAUCGCCGGUGACAACCACGAGAUAAAGUCCUCGAGAUUAAAGGCAUCCAUAAGUGCCAGUUUUCCGAUAAUAAAGGUAUCGGGAUCAUAUUCUGGGGAAGAUGCAUCACUGUCGGAAGUUCACUCCAGCUUGAGUAACCAAAUGACAGACUUCACCAGGGUUGGAGGAAAGGCCGGAUGGUUCCUAGAAUUGGCCGAAUGGGAGAAAUCGCUUGAAUCUCCUAGUCUCUGGGAAGUUGCAGAGCAUGCUCAACUUCGACUGAUUCACGAAGUCACCGGGGAUCUUGCUGGAAUGAGUUGGGUGCGGGAGAUAUUCACAACAUUCGAAGUCCGUCUUGGGAAAAAUCCGCUGCUGCCGACAGCUUAUCGAAGCGAGUUCUAUGCAGAAGAUACAGCUUUUGCAUCGCUGAGACUAACUUUGGCCAAUAACAAUGAAUUCGCGGUUACGCUUUUGUUCUUUCAGGACCCAGAUGGAUGGAUCAGGUGCGGUGGGUUCGAGGAUUCACUCGAUUCCCAGGCUUGGAACAGCGAAUUCCUUUUCAAGGAACGCAUCGCCUGCGGAAAGAAGCGGACCCCGUCGGCAUCAGCCCAGUCGACUUCUGAAAAUGUGUCGGAUACUUCGAAUCUUAGCCUGGUGCGCAAAGGAAAGUCACUGAUACUCAGCUUCGUCGGACACACCGGGGAGACUAUGACCGUGAAAUACCCCAGGUAUCGACUCUCAUGUCUCCUCAUGGUUUUGUUCUCGUCCUCAUCUAUAGACAUCCUUACAGGCGAUACGUCAAACGUCCGAGACACAGCAUGUCCGAUGCCAGGAGCCUUUGAAUACUACGAAGAUGUGCCACUGUCUCUUCCAGGAGCUGAGAGACCUUAUCGUGAGGCGGCCAUUUACUCUGAUACGACGCAGCAUGGUCUUAUAGCUGUGGCAAAGAGGCUCUGCGACGAUCGAAUUGACAUCUUUAUUUGGGUAUCAGAGAACCAGACCGACGAAACCAACGACGAAGCCGACGGCGAAACCGACGGCGAAAUCGACAGCGAACUCGACGGUGAAGCCGACGACUCAAACGAAUCAGGAGCUGCUGACGUUACAUCUGAUAGACAUCACGGUGCUUGCACGGUGCGUCGGGAAAGCGAGUUUUGCUUCCUUUGGAUUCGAGAGGAUUAUAAAUCGUGGAUGCCAUCCCUGGUCUUCAUAUCACCUGAAGGCAAGAUGGGAAUGAUCCGGGUCAUAGUUUGA